GUGACUGCAUUUGUUUCAGUGCAAAAGGGUGUUACAUUGGUUGGCCGGGGCGUUUCCGAGCAUCGUCCGAAAAACCUCAUACUCCACCGUACAACAACAAUUUCCAACGUCAGAAUAACGCCUCCAAUUUUAUCUUUCCUUAAAACCCGUUUCCCUCACGCGCGCCAGCUCAUGACGUGCUCCACUACUACAACCAUUACACUGUCAUCACUACUACUCACUUUACCCCCAAAAUUCAGUCUCUCUUUUCCAUUUCACUCUCUUACUCUCUUUCUGACUUCAUUUUCUUCUAUACUCUUCUAUACUACAUUUCGGUUUCUGCCUUUCAGGGAUCUACCAACACCUUCAUUCAUAUUCUUUACGCAACUCACCACCCCACCAUUGUGUUUUUCUUCUUAUAGCUUUUUUCAAUUCACUUUCGAUCAUUUCCGCAACUUGCUGUCUUUUUUCGACGUCCGCACAACAUGUCGUCAACUUCUCUUUCCAUUCUCUUUGCUUUUCUUCACUUGCUGCUUUACUCCUGCUCAGCGAAGUUGGGUUCUAUGAGUCCGUCGUUUGCUUCGUCCAAACUAGCUGAAGUGUGGAUGGUUAAACCUUUUUCUAGGUCAUCUUCUGAUCCUGCGUCAUCUCCAUCUAUUGAAGGACCGAUAAGAUACCCUCACCAUCACAGUCAACGCCAUCAUAGGAAUUAUUUUGCUGUGGCUCCUUCCCAAAGCCAAGCAUGUGGCCUAAGCUGUGAAGAUCCACUCACAGAAACUCCCUUUGGUUCACCUUGUGGUUGUGUACUUCCCAUGAGUGUCUUACUUUUACUGGAUGCAGCUCCUUUGGUUGUUUAUCCGUUAAUUAAUGAGUUAGAGAUUGAACUUGCAUCUGGAACAUAUUUGAAGCAAAGCCAGGUAAGGAUAAUGGGUGUUAUUGCUGACAAUCAAAAUGAAGGAAAAACCUUAGUUGACGUUAACCUGGUACCACUUGGUGAGAAGUUUGACAAUAUAACUGUGGUUCUGAUAUCCCGGAGAUUUUGGCACAAGAAAGUUCCUCUAAGCAAGAGUCUUUUUGGUGAUUACACAGUCUUGGACACUACUUAUCCAGGGAUCCCAUCAUCUCCGCCGAAUGGAACAUCAACUGGGAGUGCUCCCCUUCCUAGUGGAAGUGCUGCAGAUCUCCCAUUCAGUGUCAACUUUAACGGCAGCAGCAAGAAGGAUGAAAUGACUCUUAGAAUCAUAAUCACUAUUGCUAUAUCUUUCAUCUUACUCUUGCUGGGCAUGGUUGGAGGAGCAUUUUACAUCAUUUUUAAAUGGAGGAAAGUCGGGAGACCAUCAAGUGCGGCUGGUCUGCCAUUCACAUCGUCUCUAAUCAAUAGAUCUGACAUGGAGUCUACAUUGUCUAGCAGAAUGACAAGCUCGAGAUCAAUGUCCCAUAUGUCCACCAUAGCUACUUCUGCUCUUUCUGUGAAAAGGUUUUCUCUUUCUGAGCUUACGAAAGCAACAGAUACAUUCAGUUCACAAAGAAUAUUGGGGGAAGGAGGAUUUGGGCGCGUUUAUGGUGGGAGAUUGGAUGAUGGAACUGAUGUUGCAGUUAAGGUACUAACGAAGGAUUUUCAUCAAAAUGGAAACCGUGAAUUUAAUGUGGAAGUUGCGAUACUAUGCCGUUUGCAUCAUCGUAAUCUUGUGAAACUAAUCGGUAUAUGCACAGAAGGGCACAAACGAUGCUUGGUGUAUGAGCUUGUUCGCAAUGGCAGUGUCGAGUCUCAUUUGCAUGGUGUUGAUCAGAUAAAUAACCCUCUGGAUUGGGAAGCACGGAAAAAAAUUGCCCUUGGAGCUGCGAGAGGAUUAGCCUAUCUUCACGAGGAUUCUAAUCCUCAUGUAAUCCACCGAGACUUUAAAACUGGCAACGUGUUGUUAGAAGAUGACUUCAACCCCAAGGUUUCUGAUUUUGGAUUGGCAAGAGAAGCAACUGAAGGAAGUCAAUCUGCUCCUACAAGAGUCAUGGGGACUUUUGGGUAUGUCGCCCCAGAAUAUGCAAUGACAGGAAAUUUGCUUGUUAAAAGCGAUGUUUACAGUUAUGGUGUCGUGCUGCUCGAACUUCUAACAGGAAGAAAGCCAGUGGACAUGUCUCAACCUGUUGGAGAGGAGAAUCUCGUGGUAUGGGCACGUCCAUUGUUGAAAAGUAGAGAGGGUUUAAAACAGCUGGUGGAUCCGACAUUGGCUGGAACUUAUGACUUUGAUGAAAUGGCAAAAGUUGCUGCCAUUGCUUCAAUGUGUGUAAGCCGGGAGGUCACUCAGAGACCCUUUAUGGGUGAAGUUGUGCAGGCUCUUAAGUUGAUAUACAACGACAACAACGAGAUGGACGUGGAUCACUUCAGUCCGAGGGAAUCUUCUGGUCGAGGGUCUGAUUUUAGAGUUGAUCUUUCUGAUAGCAGUUGGUGGUAUGAUGAGCCUGAAGAUAUUUCCGGUCGACUAACUUUUAGGCAAGCAUUAUCGCCGUCCUUCAUCACAAUGGAUUACAGUUCCGGUCCACUUGAUGAAAUGGAAAACAGAAUGUUUUCAGGUUCAAACUUGAUGGAAAAUGAUCUGUCUUUGUUACCAACUCGACUCGGCAAUAGAUCAGGUCCCUUGAGAACUGCUAGAAGAAACAAGCUACCCUUUCAUAGGCUUACUGGAAGUCAGAGUGAUCAUGCAGCAUUUCCUUCCAAGCCUGUUUGGAAUGGAGGUUACCGGCCUUGAGGUUUCUUCUAGUGUUUUUGGUAAAUAAAUAAUCAUAUAGUUUUCUUGUUUAGAUUGGAGAUAGAGGAUGGUGGCUUCUAGUUUUAAUUGAUCGAGUUUACAUUAUACAGGGAGGUACUUUGAACCGUAUUUGGCGUUAUAAAAUAUAGACUAUAGUUUAGACA
Lathyrus oleraceus (garden pea) is the source of this 2887-nucleotide messenger RNA. Its product is annotated as receptor-like serine/threonine-protein kinase ALE2. Gene Ontology annotation, molecular function: ATP binding; protein kinase activity. Gene Ontology annotation, biological process: protein phosphorylation. Lineage: Eukaryota; Viridiplantae; Streptophyta; Magnoliopsida; Fabales; Fabaceae. The record is from RefSeq and is a predicted model, not a curated record. The transcript has 8 exons. Bases 465 to 2723 code for a protein of 752 amino acids.